AUGUUUCGAAUAAUAAAUGCAGAAACAAUAGAAGGUAAUCAUAUAACAGAAUGUAUCUAUGCAUUUACAGAUCCAUUUUAUCCAUCAUUUACCUUACCUCCACCUCAACCUAAUAGUCCAGGUGAUGUUCAACUUAAUAAAAAUAAUCCAAUUCGUUUUGCUAAUGGAUCAAAUUUAGCUGCUGGUCAAGGAUGCAAUAGUCGUGGAUUUUCUUACUAUGAACCGAGUCAAGAGGGAUUUCUAACUACAUAUAUCGACUCGAAUGAACAAAACACAUCAAUUACAGAUAUUAUAUAUGCUACUAAACAUGAUCAGUUAUUUGCACGUACUAUUCAAUCAAAUCAUGCUUAUUUGGCCUCAUAUCUUGCUGGAAAAUUACUCAAAAUUGAAUUAGAUUGUAACAAUGGUCUUCUUGGUUGUGCAUAUUUCACAGUUGGAGGUGAAUCAUCCAGUUCAUUACCAACAAUAGUAACAAAUGGAAUACCAAAAACACAGACUACAUUGUCAUUUAUGAUGCUUUUUGUUGGUGUUGUAUCUUUUACAAAUGUAUUUAUUCAAUGA
This is a messenger RNA of Adineta steineri, 561 nucleotides long. The record is from the annotation of a GenBank genome assembly. NCBI's taxonomy places the organism in Eukaryota, Metazoa, Rotifera, Eurotatoria, Adinetida, Adinetidae.